Messenger RNA from Peronospora farinosa, 2130 nucleotides. The record is from the annotation of a GenBank genome assembly. Lineage: Eukaryota; Oomycota; Peronosporomycetes; Peronosporales; Peronosporaceae.
AUGAAGUCUGAGGGUGGUGAUCAUGGCCACACGAAGUCCAACGGCGAAGAUCAUGACAAGAUGAAGUCCGAGAACGACAACCAUGGCCACAUGAAGUCCUACAGUGGUGGCAACGUAAAGUCCGCGAACAAUAACAAUGACCACAUGAAGUCUGAGGGUGGCGACCAUGGCAACAUGAAGUCCAAUAACGACGACCAUGGCCACAUGAAGUCUGAGGGUGGCGACCAUGGCAACAUGAAGCCUAAUAACGACAAUCACGGCCACAUGAAGUCCGAUAACAACGAAUAUGGCCACAUGAAGCCUAAUAACGACAAUCACGGCCACAUGAAGUCCGAUAACAACGAAUAUGGCCACAUGAAGUCCGUGGGUGGUGAUCAUGGCCACAUGAAGUCCGAGAACAUUGACCAUGGCCACAUGAAGUCCAAUGGUGGCGAUCAUGGCAAUAUGAAGCCCGAGGGUGGCGACCACGGCCACAUGAAGUCCGAGAACAACACCCAUGGCCACAUGAAGUCUGAGGGUGGUGAUCAUGGCCACACGAAGUCAAACGGCGAAGAUCAUGGCAAGAUGAAGUCCGAGAACGACAACCAUGGCCACAUGAAGUCCUACAGUGGUGGCAACGUAAAGUCCGCGAACAAUAACAAUGACCACAUGAAGUCUGAGGGUGGCGACCAUGGCAACAUGAAGUCCAAUAACGACGACCAUGGCCACAUGAAGUCUGAGGGUGGCGACCAUGGCAACAUGAAGCCUAAUAACGACAAUCACGGCCACAUGAAGUCCGAUAACAACGAAUAUGGCCACAUGAAGCCUAAUAACGACAAUCACGGCCACAUGAAGUCCGAUAACAACGAAUAUGGCCACAUGAAGUCCGUGGGUGGUGAUCAUGGCCACAUGAAGUCCGAGAACAUUGACCAUGGCCACAUGAAGUCCAAUGGUGGCGAUCAUGGCAAUAUGAAGCCCGAGGGUGGCGACCACGGCCACAUGAAGUCCGAGAACAACACCCAUGGCCACAUGAAGUCUGAGGGUGGUGAUCAUGGCCACACGAAGUCAAACGGCGAAGAUCAUGGCAAGAUGAAGUCCGAGAACGACAACCAUGGCCACAUGAAGUCCUACAGUGGUGGCAACGUAAAGUCCGUGAACAAUAACAAUGACCACAUGAAGUCUGAGGGUGGCGACCAUGGCAACAUGAAGUCCAAUAACGACGACCAUGGCCACAUGAAGUCUGAGGGUGGCGACCAUGGCAACAUGAAGUCUGAGGGUGGCGACCAUGGCAACGUGAAGCCUAAUAACGACAAUCACGGCCACAUGAAGUCCGAUAAUAACGAAUAUGGCCACAUGAAGUCCGUGGGUGGUGAUCAUGGCAACAUGAAGUUCGAGAACAACGACCAUGGCCACAUGAUGUCGGACGGUGUUGACCAGGGCCACAUGACUACUGGCAUAAGUGAAGGCUACAAUCACGGCCACAUAAGUACCGAGGACGCCAGUCACGGCCACAUGAGCUCCGAGGGCGGAAAUUACGGUAGCAAAUCGCUCACUGCAGGUGAUGCGAAAGUCACAGGGCACUACGAGCCUGGUGUUACCGAACAUGACUCGACGAGACACUACACACCCGGUUUUACGCAUGAUGGCAUGAUUGAGCACCAUGAGAGCAGUGGACAUUACAAAAAUACUGAAGCGCACACGAUGAAAUCGUCAAGUUAUCCAUCCAAAGACAUUACGGGCACCUACCACACUAACGGAUCCAAGGACACUCACCCAACUGACGCGACUAAACUAGGUGGCACGGGAAACAUGACUGCUCCGUGCGACACAAUUGCAUCAGGUAACACCACCAAAACUCCGGUCGACCGCCCAGCUAGCACGAACCUUACGCUGGCUACACAGUGUGACAAAAUUGGUGACGAAGGCGGCCUUCAAGUUAACGCCGGUGUACAGUUCCUGAAUAUCGGGGUUAUCGUGUCCGUAGGCGCUGACAGUGUCCAAGCGUGCUGCAAUGCGUGUGUGAACACCAGUCUGUGUGUUGCAUUUAACUUCCAGCCACUUUUGGUAACCAACGUCUGUAUUCUGACCAAUUCGACGAUUGGUCUGACAGCAGGCGAACCGACCUGGCAGGCGGGUAUUGUUAAUGUGUGA